This is a messenger RNA of Nothoprocta perdicaria, 2193 nucleotides long. RefSeq names its product solute carrier family 35 member C1 (gene SLC35C1). Gene Ontology annotation, molecular function: antiporter activity. NCBI's taxonomy places the organism in Eukaryota, Metazoa, Chordata, Aves, Tinamiformes, Tinamidae. Gene Ontology annotation, cellular component: Golgi apparatus. The transcript is spliced from 2 exons. Bases 1 to 1107 code for a protein of 368 amino acids. The record is from RefSeq and is a predicted model, not a curated record. Gene Ontology annotation, biological process: GDP-fucose import into Golgi lumen; protein O-linked glycosylation via fucose.
AUGAACAGGGCGCAGCUGAAGCGGACGGGGAUCCUGCGGAUGGCGCUGGGCGGCGGUGCCGCCGACCCGCUGCUGCCGGCCGAGGAGGGCGCGGGGCGGCCGGCGCCCUUCGUGCUGCGGGCGCUGCGCAUCGCCCUCGUGGUCUGCCUCUACUGGUUCACCUCCAUCACCAUGGUCUUCCUCAACAAGUACCUGCUGGACAGCCCCUCGCUGCGCCUCAAUGCGCCGCUCUUCGUCACCUUCUUCCAGUGCGCCCUCACGGCCGCGCUGUGCCUGGGGCUCAGCCUGGGCGCUGCCUGCGGGCCCCCCGGCUGCCCCGGCCUGCCCGCCCUGCGCCUCGACCCCAAGGUGUCCCGCAGCGUCCUGCCCCUCUCUGUCGUCUUCAUCGGCAUGAUCACCUCCAACAACCUCUGCCUCAAGUACGUCGGCGUGGCCUUCUACAAUGUGGGGCGCUCGCUCACCACCGUCUUCAACGUGCUGCUCUCCUACGUGCUCCUCAAGCAGACCACGUCGCUCUACGCGCUGCUGGCCUGCGGCGUCAUCAUAGGUGGCUUCUGGCUGGGUGUUGACCAGGAAGGGGCAGAGGGCACUCUGUCAUGGACCGGUAUAUUCUUCGGGGUCUUGGCAAGCCUGUGCGUCUCGCUCAACGCCAUCUACACAAAGAAGGUGCUGCCAGUGGUGGAUGGAAGCAUCUGGCGCCUGACCUUCUACAACAACGUGAAUGCUUGUGUCCUCUUCCUCCCCCUCAUGAUGCUGCUGGGCGAGUUCCACACCCUCUACCGCUUCGACAAGCUGGGCAGCCCCAGCUUUUGGGGCAUGAUGACCCUGGGGGGGGUGUUUGGCUUUGCCAUUGGGUAUGUGACUGGACUCCAGAUUAAAUUCACUAGCCCGCUCACCCACAAUGUCUCUGGGACAGCCAAGGCCUGUGCCCAAACAGUGCUGGCUGUUGUCUAUUUUGAGGAGACAAAGAGCUUCCUGUGGUGGAUGAGUAACUUGAUGGUUCUGGGGGGUUCCUUUGCCUAUACGUGGGUGAAAGGCCUGGAGAUGAGGAAGGAACAAGAAGAGCCUAAUCUCAGAAACAAUGAAAAAAAUGAGACGGGUGUAUAAGCCACUCCAGCCUCACAUUUGUUUCUGUGUCUGGGGAGAUAAUUUUCACGUGAAAGGAGCCAGGAAAAAAAGCUGACCUUACAACUAUAUGAAGAGCUGUGUCAGGAGCUGGCGCUAAAGGCCUGUCUGGAUUGUGUUUUAUCUGCGGAUUUCACCCUGCCUCUGGAAUGGGAAAGCAUGUGUUGGAGAGACUGAUAAGUUACCACAAUCUCUUUUUAAAAUGGGUGUUUCUGAUCUAAUCUGGACAAUCUUGCUUUGCUGGAGGUUGAAGAUACAGUGGGCAAAGACCAGAAUGAGAGCUGUGUAUAUCCGGUCAUACAGAUUGACAGUGAAGUGAAUAACAUAGCUUGAGUCAAAAAUCUUGAACCUCCAUGGAAGGAAGAAGCAGAUAGCCAGACUGUCAGGAAUACUCUCCAGUAAAGUGUUCCUCUGAAGUAGAAUUGGCAAUAGCAGUUCUUUCUGUAACUCACUUUAAAGCAAGUGAUUGGAAACAUCCUCCCUUCUAGUUCUGUACAACUCUAAGCAGAGGCUGCGCCUCUCAGUCUCACUCCUGAAGAGCCAGCAUCUCUUCCUGUUGAGUUCUCUUGGCUCUGGGUUGCUGCUGGCUGUAUUUGUAGCUUAAGAAACUAUCUAAGAGGCACAGACAAAGCUUCUCAAUUCCCUCUGUAGGUUUGUGAGGGAGAGCAUGCUGUCUGAGGCGGCGUGUCCUUGUUAAAGAGGAGCAAGACUUCUGCCUUUACCAGCCCCUGAAGGGAGGGGAAAGCUUCUAAAGUACUUGCUUCCGUAGGUCAAAGCUCAAGUCUGUCCACUUCCCGCUCUGCAGGGGGAGGUUUGUGUCUGACAACUGUGUUGUCACAGGCUGGGCUGGUUUCAAGCAACUUGUGCCAUGCCUCUGGGGCUGGUGACUUCAUUGCCAAAAAUGAAAACAAAUUCCCAGUUGUGCCCAGCUACGUCAGUCCCUUUAACUGGAGCACGCAUCUAGGCGUCCUCAAAGUAGUUACCAGGCUGCAGAGUCUUGCACCCUACCCACUGAUGUGCGAGUGCGGCCGGAGGCUGCUGCAAAGCCAUGGUGUGUGCACCUCGAUG